AUGAAGUUCACCUCCGUCGUCGUCCUUGCUGCUGCAGGCAUUGCCUCCGCGCAAAACUUGCAAGGUAUUCCAGAGUGCGCCGUUAAAUGCAUUCGUGAUGCCAUUGAGAAAGCCGGCUGCUCUCUUACAGACUCACCAUGCCAAUGCGGUCCCAAGCAAGCCGACAUUGCCGACAACGCAACUCCAUGUGUCGUUUCCUCUGGCUGUACUCCAGUAGAGGUCGGUCUCACUGCCAACCAAGGACAAGCCCUCUGCAAAGCAUAUCUUGCUGGUGCCGGUUCCAACGCUACAUCCUCUGUCAUCCUUUCCUUGAGCAGCGUCAUUACUGCUGCAACCAUUGACGGAACUGUUGGACUGAUCACUGUUCUCCCUACCAAUGGCACUCGACUCUCAACAAGUGGUAAACCUACUGCUAUUUCUUCGACUACCGCUAGCAGUGCUUCAUUAUCUGGCGCUCCCAAGACAUCUUCUUCAAGCGCUGGUGCGGCUCAGACUCUCGUUGCUGGGAUCGGCGGUGCAAUGGCUAUCGUUGGCGGAAUCAUGGCGGCCUUGUAA
Glarea lozoyensis ATCC 20868 is the source of this 555-nucleotide messenger RNA. RefSeq lists its product as uncharacterized. NCBI's taxonomy places the organism in Eukaryota, Fungi, Ascomycota, Leotiomycetes, Helotiales, Helotiaceae. The record is from RefSeq and is a predicted model, not a curated record. The transcript has 2 exons. Bases 1 to 555 code for a protein of 184 amino acids.